Messenger RNA from Colletotrichum scovillei, 1482 nucleotides. RefSeq lists its product as uncharacterized. The transcript has 5 exons. Gene Ontology annotation, biological process: transmembrane transport; carbohydrate transport. Lineage: Eukaryota; Fungi; Ascomycota; Sordariomycetes; Glomerellales; Glomerellaceae. Bases 1 to 1482 code for a protein of 493 amino acids. Gene Ontology annotation, cellular component: membrane. Gene Ontology annotation, molecular function: carbohydrate:proton symporter activity. The record is from RefSeq and is a predicted model, not a curated record.
AUGGCGCUCCCUCCCAAGUGGUACCAGUUCCUUGUGAGCGUCUUCGCCUCACUCGGUUCCUUCAACUACGGUUAUGAUUUGGGUGUCAUUGCCUCUGCCAUUGCCUCGGCUUCGUUCAAGACCAAGUUUGGCGAAGACCCUAAUGAGAUUGGCGCUGUCGUCUCCGUCUUCACUGGAGGUGGCUUCAUCGGCGCUGGUGUCGCCGGUCCCACCGGUGACAGACUCGGCCGUAAGAAAACCAUUCUCAUCGGUGCUUCCAUCUUCGUUCUCGGUGGUGCUCUCCAGGCCGCCGCCCAGUCUCUGGCUUUCCUCUACGCCGGUCGUGCGCUCGCUGGUAUCGGUGUCGGUAUGUUGACAAUGAUCAUUCCCAUGUACCAGGCCGAACUCUGCCACCCUAGCAUUCGUGGACGAGUCACUGCUCUGCAACAAUUCAUGCUCGGUGUCGGUGCUUUGGCUGCUGCUUGGAUCUCAUACGGAACAUAUAUUGGGUUUGCCGAGAACGAUAACAACCAAUGGCGCGUCAGUUUGGGUAUCCAGUGUAUUCCUGGUGGCAUUCUGGCUCUGCUUAUUCUCCUCUUCCCCGAGUCUCCUCGUUGGCUCAUCGACCAUGGCCGUCUUGACGAGGGUCUUGCCACUUUGGCCAAGCUCCACGCUCACGGCGAUAUCAACGAUGCCUGGGUCCGCGCCGAGUUCGACCAGAUCCAAGAUUCCAUCGCCGCUGAGCACGAGGGCUCGGCAAAGUCUUACAAGGAGCUCUUCACCGACAAGUCCUGCUUCCGUCGUCUCUUCCUCGCUUGCGCUCUCCAGGCUUCCAUUCAGAUGACCGGCAAGAUCGGCAUCGCCGGUGAUGAGACCCUUCGCUACCAGGCCAUCUCCUCCGUCAUUGCCCUCGUCGCCCAGUUCCUCUGCAUGAUGCUCAUCGACAAGACUGGUCGCCGCUGGCCCUUGAUCUUCGGUAACCUUGGCAACUGCGUUACCUUCAUCAUUGCCACCAUCCUUCUGGCCAAGUUCCCUCCUGGCUCUCCUCAUGCUAGUGGAGCCACCGCCUGGGGCUUCAUUGCCAUGACAUGGCUCUACAACUUCAGCUUCAGCGCCACCUGCGGUCCUCUAUCGUGGAUUAUCCCUGCCGAGAUCUUUGACAUGAAGACUCGUUCCAAGGGUGUGUCCAUCGCUACCAUGACUUCAUACGCCUUCAACACUCUCAUCGGUCAGACCACCUCUGUGGCUCUCGAUGACAAGCACGGCAUUGGCUGGCGCUGGUAUAUUCUGUUCAUUGUGUGCAACUUUACCAACGCCCUCUUCUUCUGGGCAUUCCUCCCCGAGACUGCUAAGCGUCCUCUGGAAGAGAUGAGAUAUCUCUUCACUGAGGCUCCUCUCUUCAUCCCGACCUUGGACAUGUCGACUGUUGAGUCUCACGACCUCGAGCGCAGGGUUGAAGCGGUUGAGCAGAAACGCGAGGAGCACGGAAGCGAGCACAUUUGA